Molecule: messenger RNA, 3288 nt
Organism: Myripristis murdjan (pinecone soldierfish)
Lineage: Eukaryota; Metazoa; Chordata; Actinopteri; Holocentriformes; Holocentridae
Gene: vegfaa
Product: vascular endothelial growth factor Aa
Exons: 7
Coding region: 750-1316 (188 amino acids)
Biological process (GO): positive regulation of mast cell chemotaxis; induction of positive chemotaxis; sprouting angiogenesis
Cellular component (GO): membrane
Molecular function (GO): chemoattractant activity; heparin binding; vascular endothelial growth factor receptor binding
Source: RefSeq, a predicted model, not a curated record
GAGAGAGAGACAAGCGAGAGAACGUGGUACCGCUGCUGUGACGGGGACAAUCUGCUGAUUUCUAACCCCUGGAUGCUCCCCGCAGCCCGCUGAAGAACAAGAAGGCAGCACCGGGCACAAUAAAGCCAAGGAGGCACAAUAAGAGAAGAGAAAGAACGGGGGGAACGCAGAGAGAGGAGGAAGGUUUGCAGAAGACCGCAAAAGGAUCACUUUAUAGGCUGCCGGCAAAUCACCCCCUCCCCUCCUUUCCACACACACGCCACAUAUUGUGGGAUCAAUGAGCUUGUACCGCCGCGUAAAGAGAGAAACCAGUGCGCAAAGUUGGUGAGACGAUCCAUCCGUUUUCCCACCUCCCCUGUAAACGUUAUAAUUUUACUAUUUAUUUAUUUUUAUUUUUAUUCUUAAUAUUAUUUUUUUGAGGAUUGGUCUCUUCAUUGGGUUCCUGAUCCAACGUGGAUUGUAGAAUAGAUCAUUUUCUCUUUGUCUUUGGAUGAGCGAGGCUUGUUGGAUGGUAAGGUUUCCUCUGGAGCGCUCCUUGGAGACGAUUUCAUCUAAUUGAUCGGACGGAUUCCUCUAUCUUCUAUCCUGCGUGUGGAUGAUAUGGAUUUGACUUUGCUAUAGCCAAGACUCGCCGAGAUCAUUUUUUUCGUGUAUGUUUUGUCUGUAUUAAUUUAUUGUGAGCCCCCCUUCCCCAAAACCACAGCAGAGAUUUUAAGAAGCCGGCAUACCCACCUUGCGGACUUACAACCAUGAACUUUGUUGUCAGUUUGGUACAAAUCCUUUUGGCAGCGGUUCUUCAUUACUCCACUGUACAGACUGCCAGCAUUAACAAGGAGGGAGAUAAGAGUAAAAAUGAAGUGGUUUCCUUCCUAAAUGUGUACAACAAGAGCUUUUGUCAGCCGAGGGAGGUGUUGGUGGACAUCCUCCAUGAGUAUCCAGAAGACAUCGAGCACACCUACAUCCCUUCCUGCGUUGUCCUCAAUCGCUGCGGAGGCUGCUGCAACGAUGAAGCGCAGGAGUGUGUGCCCACGGAAACUCGGAACGUCACGUUGGAGGUAAUGCGAUUCAGACCAAUGAUAACGAAACAUAAUAUUCACCUAAGCUUCACAGAGCAUCGAAAGUGUACGUGCAGACCAAAGCCAGAGGUUAAAGCAAAGAAAGACCACUGUGAGCCUUGCUCAGAGAGAAGAAAGCGCUUGUUUGUGCAGGACCCUCUCACCUGUAUAUGUUCCUGCAAAUUCACACAAUUAGACUGCAAGUCCAGGCAACUUGAGUUAAACCAAAGAACUUGCAGAUGUGACAAACCAAGGAGAUGAGAGGAGGAGAGGGGGAGGGAGACACUGGUAUGAAGGAAUUAUUUUCUUGGCACAGCACUUUGAAACCCGAGGAUGCAUUCCCUGCAAGGAGUUGAAAAGACAACGCAAGAGAGACAAACAGAGAGAUCUUGCCAUUGUCUAAGAUAUUUUUAAGAUAUAUAUGUACAUAUAUAAGUACAAUGACAAUGUAUAUUGCUGCUAAAACAGAGACAUUAUAUAAAGCAAACGAAUGCGCCACCGGCGUGUGAACGGGAUAUUUUUCAGUGGCGGCCUGUUCGGGUCUGGUCAUGGGUAGAACUGGGAAAAAAAGAAUCUUUUAUUUUAUGUAACACUUCACUGGAUGCUGGUCUGCUGUGGAUAUGAGUAUCUUAAAUAUUUCUGUGUAAACAUUAAGCAAAAACGAUGACCACAACUUCACUGAGAGGUGCGAUGGGAGCCUGACUCGCCUCUGAACUCUGCGGGAAGAGACCGAGAGGGACGGGAGGGGGGACAAGGAGGCGGAGGAACUCCUGUUGUACUUGAACUGAAUGGCAGGUCCCAUGACUGGAGAGCUGUCAGAAAGAACUGUUUCCUUCUGUGCCGUCGAUGUGAAGUUCUGUCACCACUGUACUGACUAACACCCAAUAGAGGUUGGUGUGAGAAUACGUGUAAAGCAACAUGGUCUCGCAAAAUUUUGUGACGUGAGCAGGACGUCUAAAACAGGAGUGAUGUGAAGGUUAGGUUCCUCAAGCAUGAAAGGAUAACGCAACUGGUCAUUUUUUUAUCUGUUGGUCAACGGUUAAGAUGAAGCUAAUGCAAGAAUUUCAGUUAAAAUUACGAGGUAAGGCCAAGCAACCCAAACCGCUUUGGUUAAAGUCAGGGUUCAUAUUUUGUUCAUGGUUUAGUAAGAAAAACUUUUUGCUGUAAAUGAAAAAUUUAGCGUGGACAAUGUCUUGUCAGGCGUUGAAAGUUGAGCCGGGGUGACCUCCAGCCCUGUCUUCCACCGCGGCAUCACGACGUGGUCUGUGUUUCUAAGACAUCAUGCUCACUUCACAAAAUUUCACGAGACCAGGCUGUCUAAAGGGAUAUUAACGUAGGUAUAUAUGGUGACAAGGUGUGACUACACGAGCAGAUCCACAGGUGACAGUGGAGUUCAACGCGCCACUGUGACAACUGCCAACCAUUUUCCUUAUUUAAUGGCUUUGUAUGUGUUCCAAAGAAAUAAUCAAGCAUCCAAUGUCAGAACAGCAAGCAAACGAUCUGUAUAUACUUACCAGAUAUCCCUUUGUGUAGUACACUACAUCUAAUUUAUAAUGCUAGAAUAUUUUCAGUAUUCUACGUAUUUAAGUAAUAUAUUUAUAUGCAGUGUUAUGAUUUGUUCUUUCUCUUCUUCACCUGUUUGUUCCUCUGGCCAGACACGGUGAAACAUUGAUGACUGUAGACAGAUUUUUGUUUUGUUUCGUUUUUUGGUAAGAAAAAAAAAAAAAAGAACAGAGAGAUAACACUUUGACAUUCCUUAAUCAAACUAGCUGUGUUUCUCUCCGGCUGGAGGGGGAUCAUAGCGGGCCUGGUGACCGAUAGAAACCCCAGCUACAGACAUGUGAGUGAGAUGAUGCGACAGCGCAGGUGUUUUCGGUCUUGAAGGGGACUUAUGGACAUGUGGUUUUGCACUUGCCCGAAGACACGUCAUGUGGAGGACUGAAGGAGUCUCACUGCCGCCGGUCAGCCGGACCUGAUUUGGUGAAGACGAUUCAAUGAGAUGGAGACUGUUUUCACUGGCACCGGCUUUUGGUUCGAUACCUGCGCCUCUGAAGUCCUCUGGUGAUCAGAAAAAACAUUCUAUUUGUAUUUAAUUUUUUUGUUGUUUGUACAGCCACGUUUUUAGUAUAUUUUCACAUUAAUAUAUUUAUUGGUGCUUCAAAUGAUAUGUUUUACAAUAUUAAUACCCUCUUUUGUUUUUAGUGUAACUAUUAAAACAUAUUUAUUUUGAAAA